This is a messenger RNA of Rhopilema esculentum, 9065 nucleotides long. RefSeq names its product homeobox protein SIX6-like. NCBI's taxonomy places the organism in Eukaryota, Metazoa, Cnidaria, Scyphozoa, Rhizostomeae, Rhizostomatidae. Gene Ontology annotation, molecular function: DNA-binding transcription factor activity, RNA polymerase II-specific; RNA polymerase II cis-regulatory region sequence-specific DNA binding. The record is from RefSeq and is a predicted model, not a curated record. Gene Ontology annotation, cellular component: nucleus; transcription regulator complex. Gene Ontology annotation, biological process: regulation of transcription by RNA polymerase II.
UAUUACUUAAAAUUUUUGCGACUGAUUUUUCUGUUGUAACCAAGCAGCAAAAGGCUUUACCAAAAACAGGAACUUAUUAAGUAGUCAAAAGAUGUUUUUGUCAUAUAAUGCUAUACAUUUUACUUUGAUACAAUAUGCAGUUCUCUGGAUGUAUUGUAUUGUAUUUUACAAAAGCAGACUUUCAGCUUACUUCUACUUACUUAUUAAAGUUGACUUUCUGUUUACUUCUCUUUGCAUCUAUUCACCUACUAUUCCUCCAAAUAUACUAAGCAAAUGUGACUCUGUAGCAGCUUGAUGAUUCUUGAAAGCAGAGGUCUGCUUACUAUGUAUGCUCAGUUUCUGUGAAAACUUUUUCUCGGCUUUGGUGUUAAAUUCUGAAAAGUCUUGUUAACAUCAAUACUAGAAGGUAUUGAAAAGUUUUUAUGAUAAGAUGCCCAAAGAAAAACACAGUGAAACAUCGAAAAAUGGAACCCUAAAAGGACAGCGCCAAUGAACGGGCACAUAAUUUUGUUUCUAUUCAAGUAACUAUGUUUUGUCCCAGUGUUUCUUUCUGGCUGUGAAGGCCUGUGCAAACAAACUUCGGACAGCAGUAGUUGCGAUACAACGGAUGGUAAUAGCUAUGAUCUUUCAAGUGGUCAUCAUCAAGGUGGUUAGUCUGAUAACCAGGCCAUUUAUUCCGAGGGGUCUUGUAACAAGGCUAAAAUAUAAUUCUUUUAGCCGAUCUUAUGGCCUUAACUAUGCGCCCCAAGAAGACAACACACCACAUCCUUUGCUUAUUACGCAUGUCGGUUGAGUGUGGUACAUUAUCCAAAGAACGUCAAUAUAAUGAGCGAAUGAAUUAAUUACUAAAAUGAAAAUAUUAAAAUAUCUAACAAUUUUGGUCAUCUUGGUAAGUAAUUUAUACGUUCAUUUUAUUGUCGUUGUUUGCUAGUACGCUUUGAAUGAAAGCUAGCUCGUGAAUUUUCUCUCAAUAAAUUUUGAGAGGCUACAGUAAUAUGGUUGCUUGUCUUUGCUGUUUUGUUUUCAAUUUGCUCUCUUCUUGAUUAUAGGUUAGAAGUGUAGGUAACGCGGGUCCAAUGAAUGAAGCAUAACUUUUUACCAUAUCUGGUAGAUUUUCUUCAAGUUCACGAAAUUUGAAGAAACUUUCACCAUACACAGGCUUCAAAUUUAAAUAGUUUUCAGUGCAUUGCUCGUGGGCCUCACUUUCAGGUACUUACUCCUAUUUCAAUUUCUUAACUCUCUCUUUCUCUCUCCUUGAGAUUUCUACCUAAGACUAUAGAAAAUGGCAUUUAUUCUAGUCUCAUUACAAAAAACACAUCAUUUGCUGUUAGAUACCUGUUAAUUUGUUUAAAACCUGUCCGUAAGGUGCGGCCAUUCUUCGACAUCGCCCACCCAAGCCUCAUAUAGUGUGGUAGACCUAUCGCAUUCAUUGAAUGAUAAAAAAUACAUGAAGGCUUGUGAAUUUGCAAACCUUUCAGUUCAGGCUUUGGUGUUUCUACGAAAAUUAUAAUGGCUCAAACGAAAAAAUACUGGCUUUUACUUAAUAGAGUUUCUUUACAAAAAAGCUUCUUAACUAAAGGCAAUACACAACUGCAAUUUUAAAUAUUUAUCUAUUCUUGAAGCUAUUACUAGGUACAAAAAUCGUAUGUUUUGGCAUAAGAACUAGAAUAGAAAAGGCUAUCCAACUGAGAAAAUAGAGCAAUUUACUGCGUUUGCAUCACCGCUCAAAAACCCCAAGCCACAAACUCAGUGUGAUAGCAUCAUUAGCCAUUUCAAAGCGUAUUUUCAAUCUUCUCAUCAACUGUACAUUGCUAGUACCGAUGUUUGAAUAAAGCUACAUUGUAUUCCAAACACGCACAUUUUCUUCGAGUACUGGGCUUGAGCUUGAAAAGAUGACGCGAGGAGAGAAAGCAAAUAACUCGAGUUAUAAGUUUGAUCCCAUUGAAAACAUCGAUAAAAAUGAAAAGGAAAGUUAGCAUUCAUAUACUGUGUAUUUAAAUGAAAAGAAACUAAAGAGGAAUAUCCGGUACCAUUGCUUUUCUAUUUGAGCAUCUUGUAGAUUUAUUGACAAUUCUAGAUAUUGAUAUUAAAUAUUCAACGCCCAGUUGUAAACAUCUUUUUAGCUAACAGGUUUCAAAAUCAAAUAUUUCUCCAUGUUACUCAAUUCUUAUAAGGAAAUUUCAUUAUGCUCUCUGUAACAAACGCUCGUGGCUGUCAAGCAAUCAUUCAACAAUAUGUCAUUUGGUUUUCUGCAUUCUCGAACUAAGUUCUUUUUACUCGAACACGAGGCUCUUCAACGAUAAGAGAUGAAAAAUUGCAAAUGAAAGCUUCCCAACUGACCACACUGCGCUCUAAGUAUCUUAGCAAGAGCCUCUUGAUAUUACUCCUUCGCAUGGGACAAAAUGCACUUCAAAAUUUGCCCUAUUUAAACCUAUCAUCUCAUAUGACCUCUUGUUUAAUUCUGUCACGUCAAAAAGUGCAAUUGUAGCUUAUACAAGCAUACACCUCACAAAAAGGAGUAAUUCUUACUCAUUUCAAAAUUUGGGGCUUUUCAAUGCCUACUUUUGUUGAUGCCCAAUUUCUAAGGACAUGUUUCCCCUUAUUGGUCCAUUAUUGGUAAGGAAUUUCUCAUCUUUGAUAGAGUAUCUGUCUUUUUAUUACUAUCAUUUAAAUUUCUAGUUUAAUAAUAAUUAUUUAAAUUUAAAUUUCAAUUUUUAUAAUUUAAAAUUUAUUAUUUCAAAUGAUAGCCAGGUUAUUAAAGGCAAUCUGUCACGACGUUGAUUGCUUAUAAGAACAAAGGGAUUUUUAUUGUUUCCAGUCCCCCUUUAAUUUAUCGCAUUGUAAAAAAUAUGGCAGAGCGCUGGAAUCGUGUUUAGGCUAUUGUUCCAGCUAUUGCUCUUGUUAACCAAUCCACAACGAGACAGAUUGUCCUUAAGUGAAAAAUACUCCAAUGAGGAAAGUCGAAGAUGGCCAUUUACUCAUUCACAUGAAACAUAAAAUUAAACGACUAAUGCUUAACAGUGUUACAUGUGAACUGAUCUUGAGACAUUAGGAAACAGACCUCCCUCCCUGCAGUGAAAUUGAGCAUCCAAGGGUUUGUUGCCAAACCAUCAACCUUGGUCUGUCAGAAUCUCAAAUAGAUGGCCUAGACAGUUUAGGGAAGUUGCUACUUAAAGAUAUAAAUGUAUUGAAUAUCGAUAUUAGACACUGAAACUCUAAGGCAAACAGAGCACCUCUUCACGCGCCUUUUAGAGUGAUUUAUGUAUCGUCCACCCACAAAGACAGGCUGAAAAAUAUCUUCUAUCUGCUGAAACCUUCUCUUUGAUUUAACCCUUUUCACUUAAUGCCUACUUGAAUUACCGCCUCUUAGACCUGCAUAUCAUUUCACACGGAUUUUCUAUCUAACCAUAAUUCGUUUUCAGUUUGUAUUUCUAAGUGCAGUCAAAUCAUCGAAAGAUCACAUGCUAAUAGCCUCAUUAUUAAUGUACUUUAUCUUUUACCUCGUGUCAGCUCAACACCCAUCCAGAAACAUCGUUUGUAAAGAAUAUCACUUACAGUUGGUUUGUACAAAGCCACGCGAGAUUGAGCUGUCUGCAGAAUGUCUUUCACUUGCAUAAAAUCCUCUCAGGAAGACUCAGCCCCAGAGGCUGUGUGUUGAUUUAAAUCUAUAAAAGGAAGGAAUAUAAGGUUUUCAUCUUACCAAUGUAAAGGCUUUUGCACAAGUGUACAGGAAACAACACAAAAACUUAAAUUUUUCGCCCAAAUUUUCGACUUAUCUAGCCCAUUUCUCUAUCCCUUUUUGCUCAUUUUACACUAUUUGAGCACGCUAAAACCAUACAAUUUUGGAGCAGAACUCAGGCUUAAAAACGCUCGACUGCCGCUCUGGAUUUUCAGAAACGUUGGAUUGGUUUUUGCGAUGAAAAAUACCUUUUGCAAAUAAAGUAAACAGUGACGAAUUGGAACGAUACCUAAAGAGCUUCAAUAUGUCAGCUGGUAUACUUAACCAUUCAAAAUCAUAAUGAUGGCAUUAAUGAUGAAAAUUGACAAUAAUAAAAACAACAACACCAACGACAGCAACAGCAACAGCAACAGGAACAACAUCAACAACAGGGACAACUACAUAAACAGUCUUUGUGGAGAAAAUAAAGUUAUAAAUUUUUCAUCAAACCAAAAUAAUUUGAGUGAUUUAAUAUAAAUGGAAUAUCCCUUAAGCUCAAAAUCUCAUCUAACUUUAAAAUUUAGACUUGAGUAAUUCUUGUUAUAUUCAGCAACAUUUGUAUACACUCAUUGUUUAUAAGAAACAAACGUAGACGUUGAGUUUUCCCGGGAAAUUUCAAUAAUUUUUCUGAAUUGUGAUGUAAUUGAUUUUAGCAACUGAGGUCCUUUAAUUAAUUUUCAUGCUGAAAGAUUUUCAAACGAAACCUUGUUGGGGACAUUUUUGGUUAAAGUACUUAAGUUUCUUAAUUUUUAUUUUGACUGCCCAGUACCCGUUCUGUUUCUUAUUGCUAUUGCCUUAGGUACAAAAAUGUGGAGGGUGUGCGUUGUCCUAUAAUACGUAAAAUAAUUUUUUUAUGCUAGCACUUAGUUCAUGUUCUUGAUUCUGUUAUCCGUGUUCUUGUUGAGCAGACAAAUUUUGGCUCUCAUCAAAGUCUUGCAAGCUUUUAGAAAAGAUUUUCCGAGGAAGAAAAAUCCCUGAAGAAAAUUAACCAUUUUAAUGAGUAGCUAUGGUGCUUGACCUCCUCGAUGUCUUGCAAAGAAUGUCCUUUUUCGACGAAAAUAUUCUUUGUUAACCAGUACUAUAUAUAAGUGACAAGAGUUUUGAGAAAGCAGUUUGAUGAUGCAUAUUAACAGCUGUAUGUUUAAAAGUGUCUUCCUUUUAUACCAUGCAAAAUAAUGCGGGUUGUAUCACUCUUUCGAAACUGCAUACAAGAAUAAUUUCGUGGAGUGAUAUGCACCAUGGAGCAGAAUGCACUUUAUUCGGAUUCCCUGUUCUUACUUGACAUUUAUUCGGAUUCCCUAUCAUAAAAUUUCCUUUAAACUAAUCAUGAGAUUUCCAAAUGUCGAUAAUACCAGGUGUAUCUGUGAACAUUGAACUGAUUUAAACCAAUGGUCAUUAACCCAAAACAAAUUGAAAAGCACCUAUUUCCUGUUCGAAUGGAAAACUCAUUUCGAUUGACUAGGUGUUGAAUUCUCUUAGCGUCAAGUUUUUGUAAUUUCUAAAAACACAGCUUUUUGCACUAGGUAUUAAUAAUAUGAAUCAAAAUCACAUAAAAACUUAAAAGGCUAGACACUGAUCCCGUGCUUAGUUCCUUUGGUAAAAUUCGUAUAUCAUUAUUAGCUUAGCCAAUCGCUACGUUGAUCCCCGUGCGCAAUGUGACAAAGACAUACACAGUGACAAUAAAAUCUUGUCAGAAACAAGUCAGUUGCUCCAGGUGAAGCGACAAUCAGGCCCUGAUACUAAAUAUCUGUGGUUGUGUGCGGUUAUUUCGAACGCCUCCAAUCACUCAUGAAGUAAUCGAUUAGCCAUAUUGUUAAGAUCUUGUAAAAAUCAUACUCUUAAGCUGCCAAUCAAAGAACGAUGCUUGAGUGCGAGGGACUUGAAUUGCUUUACACUUGAAGUGGAACAUUGCGAUGCUUUUAUUCGGGGGCAAGAGCUGAAGACAGGAUUGGCACGAAUCUUCGACAACCAAUUUAUAAUCACUGCAAAGCUUACUGAAUUAUCUGAACAUACGGCGAGGAAAAUAUGAGCAGCCGAGAAGACUUACCAGGUGACGCUUUGGAAGAAACUGUUAUUGAGGCUAAUGAUGCUGCAACUUUGAAGCCGUUUUCGUCUCCACAAGUGGCGCUUGUAUGUGAGUCACUGCUUAACACAGGACAGAUUGAUCGACUUGGUCGAUUUCUUUGGGCGUUGCCGUCAGAAGAUACAGGCAUAAACAAGGACGAAAGUGUUUAUGCAAAAGCUGUAGUUAGUUUUUAUCAAAAUAAUUUUAAAGAAGUAUAUUCAAUUUUGGAAGGGCGGAGAUUUUCGAAGAAGCAACACGAGCGGCUGCAAAGUUUAUGGAGAACAGCUCAUUACAUUGAAGCUGAACGUCAGCGCGGUAGACCGCUUGGCGCUGUCGGAAAGUACCGCAUACGGAGAAAGUACCCGUUGCCACGCACCAUCUGGGAUGGAGAACAGACAACGUACUGUUUCAAAGAGAAAGCGCGGAGUGUUUUGAGUUCAGCGUACGAGAAAAACCCUUAUCCAUCAGCAAAGGAAAAGUAUGAGCUGGCCAAGUCAACAGAUCUGACUGUCACCCAAGUCAGCAAUUGGUUUAAGAACAAAAGGCAGAGAGUGCGGGCCGCUGAGCAUCGUCAAAGGACCAAAGACUGCAGCAACGACAAGGAAAUUGCAACAGAUAGAUCAACAGCUCAAGGGCGGUUACUCAAUUUCAGUACAGAUGAACUUCAAAGUCAUUUUCCUUAUUUGUGCAGAUCUAUAUAUCCAUGUUCAGCUUCGUCACAAACAUUACCUUUGCAACCAGUGCCACGAUGGUUUCAAACUCCCUCAGCUCCAUGCACUUGUAACUGCGACUGUCUUAAAUCAAGGCCAGUGUUGAGGAGCGUAGCCUCUACGCAUUUACAGUGAUUCAAUUAUUUGCACAUUUUAAUGUCGACCCGUUUUGCAAUAGCAGUAACUGAAAGAGCGCUCUCACGGGCUCUCUUCUUGUAAUUCCUACUAGCUCAUUACAAAAUGAACUUUCUUUGGCUAAAUCACCAUGAUAUGUGUGAAUUCUGAUACCCGAAGCAAAUCUUUCUAUGCGUUAGUUGUUGAGUACGCCCAAGUCCUUAUUGUAAAUCUAAUAGAAACUUUGAUUCAUCUCAGGUUGUAUAUGAUUGAAAAGCAACCUUUAGAGUCAACUCAAAUAAAGCUAGAGAAACCAUGUUAGGACUUCUACAUAAAUGUACGAUGCUACCGGAUAACUUGAGUUCGCUACUGGGUUGGUAAUUGCAUAAAGGGGUGCGCGGCUGGGGCUGUAUGAAAAAUGUUGAUUCAUAUAUAACAAAAUAAGUCGUAGAGAUUUUUAGCUUCAUCAAAAGAAUACCGAAAAGCAAGGUUUCAAGCCCUCUUCUCCUCAAAUUUUAAACAGCCAUUCUUUACUUUUUCUCUAAAGAUUUUAAUGUUUGCUUCUGAAGAAUAUUGUAAUAAAGUGGAUUAAGGCUGUACAUAUAAUUUCAUUUUUGUGUGUCUGUUUAACUGUCUUUUCAUUAAAGGCUCUUGUGCAACCGGCAUGCCUUGCGUCUAUAAAACAAAAAGAACCGGCCUAAUGUCAUGCUGCAUGAAAAUACAAAACACAGUCAAUUUCCUAAGACAACUGCCGCUAAGCAUGUCGGUUGCGCAAAGGCCUUUAAGCAAAACACUUUGUUGUUCAUUGAGACUAUCCAUUAAUAUAUGGAAUACGGUAAAUAAACCAAAAAUGUUCUAUAUGAUUGUGUAAUUAAAUUACUGGAAUCUGUAACUAAAUGGUUAGAAUCGAUAUGUUUGCACAAUGCAUUGCGUCUUACUGCUUCGAUGUCUUCUUACAUUUUUGUAUUUACAAUAUAGGGUUUUUGAAGCUAUUUGGCAGGAAUUGGCCCUCACCUCCCCUCUUAAUUGAAAUUCAGAAACGCUUAUAAGCCCUUUUUCAUUAAUCAUGAUUAAGUAUUUAAGCAAUUUGCACUUUUUGUGCUUGAGCAUCAAAACCUUACUUGCCCUUUCGAACGAAAAAAUUAGUUCUGCCUGCUACUGACGCUGCUCACGCUACAACGACGGGUGCUACGAGUAUAGUGAGGCAGUAGCAACACAGAGGCUCAUGGAGUAAUACUAUGUCACGUUGAUAACAACAAAUUCCAAUUGCUUAAAAUCUUAGCGCGUUUUUAUUCUUUGUAUUUCUUCAACAGUGAGUCAAAUAGGAACCAAAUUCAAAAAUGAGUUUUCAAUACUUUGCUUCAUUUACAUAGGAUAAUUGUAUAUAUCUAUGUUAAGACUUCGUUAGUCGUGCAAAUACCAUAAAUAUGUUACAAUAUAAUUUUGCUAGUUUUUUGUGCUAAUUUUUGCUAGUUGAAACUUGAAGAAUUAGUUGGAAUUUGUCAAAUUUUAAACAGAUCGAAAAAAAGUUAACCUUACAUUCUAUGUUCUACUGUUUCACAUGUUGCCAUAGAUAUUUUUUGCGACUGAAAGUUUCACGAUUCUUACGAAUCUUGACUACAACAGAAAUGAUAGAUUCUUAGCCAGCUUAGAUACAAUGACUAAAAUAUCCCUACACGUGUUCAGAAAUUGAUGAGGAGAGGCUAUCUAUUUUUGAGAAUACGAUUUAACCGGCCUAAAAAUACGAUUUCAGAAACCGGACCAGGGCCCAGGAAAAGAUAAAAAAUUCGAUGUUUUCAUGUAUAAGACGCACCCUAAAAAACAAAACCAUUAACAGUUUGAAAAAGGGUGCGCCUAAUACGCGCCCAAAUACGGUGGUACGGUAGGUUCUUUCCUUCAAAAGAAGACAAUGAGAUGAUUUUAGAAAGGCAAAGGAACUAUACAGAUCACGGCUCUGCUUGAAAACCAGUUAGUAAAUUGACUCUGAUAGAAAAUGGCUUGGUAGCAAACGUCUUUCGACUGCCCAGUGAAUUUUAGAAAAUAAUGAUUGCAUUUUUCAAAAGCAUGAUGCUGUGGGUUUUCUAGACAAGUUUAAAACAACUUUGUUUAGCUGUGGAUGGAAUCUACGAGCCGCAAAAGAGCUAGGAGGCACAAACGAUCCUUCAUACGCCCGAUAUUCAUCAGGCCAGACUUCUUUUCAGUAUUUAAGAAUUUACAACAGAGGUAGCGCCAGAAAUCUUCCGAAAGAAGGGUUGGAGCUUCCGACAGGGGAGCUAGAAUGACUAAAAUAUGCAGUUUUCGUACUUUUUUGUCAAAUUCGCUUUGAUGAUAACCUAAUAACUUCCUCUAAUGAGGGGGGGGGGCUAGAUGCUUCCCACAGCGGGGUUAUAGCCCCCUAGCCCUCCCCUGGCGCCACCACCGGUUACCAUGACUCUUGUUUUCAAAAGACAGUUGCUUU